Messenger RNA from Suillus plorans, 1173 nucleotides. RefSeq lists its product as uncharacterized. The transcript has 10 exons. Bases 1 to 1173 code for a protein of 390 amino acids. NCBI's taxonomy places the organism in Eukaryota, Fungi, Basidiomycota, Agaricomycetes, Boletales, Suillaceae. The record is from RefSeq and is a predicted model, not a curated record.
AUGCUUGAAACCCUCAAACCUGGCAUGACCAAACCGGAUGUUGUCCGUUGCCCUGAUGGCCACUUUCGACGAGCUGUGUAUGGUCUUGGACCAUACAUAGCUGACUAUCCCGAGCAAGCACUGCUUGCAUGUAUUGUACAAAAUUGGUGUCCAAAAUGCACUGCACCAGCAGAUGGUCUCGAUGAAGGCACAUAUGGCCAAUGUUCCCGCGAUCACACCGAAGUUUUGGUUGAGGAAUUUGAACUAGGUGUUCUGUGGGAUGAAUACGGCCUUGUUGGAGACAUUGUGCCAUUCACUAAUUACUUUCCACACGCCGACAUACACGAGCUCCUCUCCCCAGAUAUCUUACACCAGCUCAUCAAGGGAGCAUUCAAGGACCACCUAGUUAAGUGGAUACUGGACGACAUUGACCAUCGCAUCGCUCUAGCUCCGGUGUUUGCAGGCCUUCGACGAUUUCCAGAGGGUAGAGGAUUCAAACAGUGGACUGGUGACGACUCAAAAGCUCUCAUGAAGGUCUACAUACCUGCUAUCAAAGGUCACGUACCCACAGAAAUGGUACAGGCUUUGCGAGCGUUACUCGACUUCAUCUACAUCGCUCAUCGCAACAUCAUCAGCUCUAACAGCCUCGACGCAAUGGAUGACGCCUUGAAGCGUUUCCACAGGUACCGCGAGAUAUUCCAAACAUCCGGUCUCAUUCAAGCGUUCGGCGCACCAAAUGGGCUUUGUUUGUCUAUUACAGAGUCCAAACACAUUAAAGCUGUCAAGGAGCCAUGGCGCCGGUCGAGUCGUUUCGAAGCUCUCAGUCAAAUGUUACUUACCAAUCAAUGUCUCGACAAGCUAGCCGCUUCAUGUGUUGAUUUUACUGACCAUGGGAUGCUACGAGGGACGUGUUUGUCAUACGUCCUCAACAAACUUGGGAUACUAAACACUCCAUUGGAAGCACACAUUGAACGAGAUAUCCCAGACCAGGAUGAGCCUUUUGGACGCUACCAUCAUGCAACUAAUGAUGCCGAAGGUCAUGCAGACGAGGAUGAGGGUAACACCAACGCUGAGCCUGACACCAAUGCCAUUGAUGGGCCAACAGUACUACUUGCCCAUGUUGACCUGGCAAAGACAGCUGCCAAACGGAUCUACCCAGAGCUCAUUGCAAAUCAGAUAGCAUUUUCUGCAUGA